AUGCGUGUGUCCACCCUUGCUUUGGUGACGCUUUUACUCGGUGCAGCGAAAGGAAAGAAUCAAGAUGGAUCGCCUUCACGAUACGACUUUGUCAUUGUUGGCGGAGGAACAAGUGGUUUGGUUGUUGCGAACAGGUUAUCCGAAAUGACAGGCUAUACCGUUGCUGUCAUUGAAGCUGGUGAUUCAGUCCUUAACAAUGCUAAUGUUACUGACGUGACAGGCUACGGUAGAAGUUUCGGAACGAAUAUCGACUGGGCCUACUUAACCGAAGAACAGAAAUACGCAGGUGGAAAGAAGCAGAUUAUGCGGGCCGGGAAAGCCAUUGGUGGGACAAGUGUUAUCAACGGAAUGUCGUAUACGCGGGCCGAAACGGAACAAAUUGAUAUAUGGGAAAGGGUUGGAAAUAAGGGUUGGAAUUGGAAGUCGCUCUUCCCAUACUACCUGAAAUCAGAAGGGUUCCAGGUGCCGAAUUCAGAUCAAGUCGAUGCUGGUGCCGACUAUUAUAUCAGCUACCACGGCGAAAAAGGACCAUUGAAAGUUGGUUGGCCUAGGAUGAUGACCAACGGAAGUGUGCUUCCUGUUCUCGAUCAAACAUUAUCGCAACUACGUGUUCCCUACAAUCGCGACGUCAAUGGGGGGAAUAUGGUGGGACUUACAUCUCAUCCAAAUACUGUCGACAGUAAUGCCAAUAUUCGGGAAGAUGCAGCUCGAGCGUAUUUUUGGCCGUUUGAAAAUCGCUCUAACCUCAAGAUUAUCUCGAACACCCGAGCAAAUAAGAUUAUCUGGGGUGAUGACUCGGAUGGCCUGGCCGUCGCGACUGGGGUGGAUGUUACUGGUCCAGAUGGCGACGAAACGAUAUACGCCUCAAAGGAGGUCAUCCUGUCGGCUGGCUCUUUGAAAUCAUCGGUGAUACUGGAGUUGUCAGGCAUCGGAAAUCCAGACAUCCUCAAAAAGUACGAUAUUCCGGUCAAGGUCAACAUUCCCACAGUCGGCGAGAACUUGCAAGAUCAAACAAACAGUGGUCUUUCCUACGCAGGAAGGGAAUUCUGGAUCGGUGGACCAACGUUCUCCGCGCUCCCAACUGCCGAGCAAAUAUAUGGGGGCCGUGUUUCUGGACUUGCUUCAUCUAUCAAGUCCAGCCUUGAAGAUUACGCAAAGACAGUCUCUAACUCCUCAAAUGGCGCCGUCCAAGAAGAAAAUCUCCUAGAGGCAUUUCAAUUUCAGUACGACCUGAUCUUCAAAUCACGAGUUCCAUAUGCAGAGAUAGUGUUCCUUCCCCUUGGACACUCAUUCUCCAGUGAAUACUGGCCACUACUUCCGUUCUCAAGAGGGAGUGUCCACAUUCAAUCUGCAGAUAGCUCCAGGUCAGCUGCAAUCAACCCGAACUAUUUCAUGUUUGAACAGGACCUUGAUGUCCAAGCCAAUGUGGCCAAGUUCAUUCGCAAGGCAUUUGAGACUGCUCCUCUCAGUGAUCUUGUCGCCGAGGAGUUUUCUCCAGGAUUAGAGCGUGUGCCUGCGAACGCAUCAGACUCUGCAUGGAGUGACUGGGCCAAGUCGAAUUAUCGAUCAAACUUCCACCCGGUUGGUACGGCCAGCAUGCUUCCGAGAGCCAAGGGAGGCGUAGUCAAUUCUGAGCUCAAAGUCUACGGAACCAAAAACGUUCGUGUCAUUGAUGCUUCUGUUUUACCAUUCCAGCUCUGUGGUCACUUGACAAGCACUCUCUACGCUGUCGCUGAAAUGGCGUCGGAUCUGAUCAAGAGGAGAUACAUUUUCUAA
Molecule: messenger RNA, 1776 nt
Organism: Penicillium antarcticum
Lineage: Eukaryota; Fungi; Ascomycota; Eurotiomycetes; Eurotiales; Aspergillaceae
Product: GMC family oxidoreductase
Exons: 3
Coding region: 1-1776 (591 amino acids)
Molecular function (GO): oxidoreductase activity, acting on CH-OH group of donors; flavin adenine dinucleotide binding
Source: RefSeq, a predicted model, not a curated record